AUGUCCUACCCUUCUUCACACUAUCAACACCACAAUGACUACUACGUCGGUCAUGUCCUCGGCGGUAGCAAUACCAGUGGUUCCCAGUACGGCCAUCAUCUGAAUGCCAGCUAUGGCGCCACGGCCGGUGUUCAAGAUCAUCUUCAGGCCAACAUGAACAACAACAGCGGGUACAAUAGCUAUACUUGUAUUGGUGCUCCGGUCACGCACAGCGGCGGGUUUGGACAAGAAAGUAGCAGCCUGAGUCCGGAGCUGACUGGAACGGGAGGAGGAGGCUUUGUCAGCGGUGGUGGAGCCAGGGAUGGGUCGAUGAACUACUCAGGAACACAGCCCUCUCCUCCUCCUUCUUCCAUCAACCGAUUUCAACAUGGCUUCUAA
Molecule: messenger RNA, 378 nt
Organism: Argentina anserina (silverweed cinquefoil)
Lineage: Eukaryota; Viridiplantae; Streptophyta; Magnoliopsida; Rosales; Rosaceae
Exons: 1
Coding region: 1-378 (125 amino acids)
Source: RefSeq, a predicted model, not a curated record